UUUCGUUUUCUGUUCCGUUGGAACAUGAAGUUCCCAAAAAUAAAAACAAAGGCAAAUGCUUUACGGAAGUUUUCGCUUAUUACAAUCAAAAGUGAUGUCGAAUUAUCCUAUAUGAAAUACCAAUACCUAGCAGUAAUUUAGGAUAAUUUAGGCUUUUUAAUAAUAUUGUUAGCAGUAAAUGGAUGUAUUUUUAGACCAGACAUGAGGCCACCUUCUUCCUGCGGAUCAUUUGUUUGCUGAAUGAAUUCAUGGUUAGUUUCUGAGCCGCCACCCAUUAACCAGAUGCAAGCGCACCCACAAGACAAGAUCCUCAGGAAAGUGGCCGGCCGCCCGAGGAAUGUGUUAUUCGACACCACCGAGGCAGUUUCAGAUGGAGGAAGCACGCCGAGAUACAGACAGCUAUUAAAACAAAGCCAAACCAAGCCAGCAGCCGGCAGCCAAGAACGGGACGUGCUUGUGUUUCGAGUUUCGACGGUUUCGACCUGUUGAUGUGGCCGCCCAUAUAGCCAGCAGUAGUCGCACUUCGGUUGCGAUCCGAAUCGGCCGGUCGUUGAAGGUGCUGAACACUUUCUUCUCAUUGGUUCCCUGAAAAUUUGUUCAAGAAAAAAAGUGCGUAAUCCAAAGUGCAUCGCUGCAGUGAAGUUAAGGGUUUUAACCAAAAAACUUUUAAAGUUUAUCAGAAGAUCGAUUACAAAUUAAGAAAGAAGUGAUUCGAAGAAACGGCGCGUUAGGGCCCAUCAUCGGUCACAUCUAAUUGCAGUUAAGAUUGAAUGCGUACCUAUCUAUUUGCGUGUGCAGAGACUGUUAUCGCAUCGUAUUGACACAGCCCGUUUGAUUGCCCGACCGAAAUCUAAGGAAAAGCACGUGCAUUGUGAAUGUAGCUCUCUUCGGACUGCACAAAUUAAACGUCGAUAUAUCGAAACCGGGUGACAAAAAAUCACGAUGGCACAAUCGGACAUCGAAGGAGGCCAAACAAACGCCGCCUUCGAGCUCAGUGAUGUUGCUGAUCGACGAAAGAAUGUUACCAUUAUGGCACAAGUAAACAAACCGGCUGCCAACAAAGGACCAGCGCAGAAGUCAGGACAGAGCCAUGGCCUCGGCCCUGCAGACAGUAAGCCACCAGGAGCAGGACAAACCAGUGGCAUCGAUCCGGCAAUCAAUAAACCAGCGCCAGUACAGUCGUCAGGACAUAGCCAUGGCAUCGAUCCCGAACACAAAACUACCUACAUGGAUUCGAUCAUGCACAUCUUCAAGGGCAAUGUGGGUCCCGGUCUGUACGCCAUGGGUCAAGCCUUCUCCAACGGAGGAAUUAUUGUGUCUCCGAUACUGACCGUUUUGCUGGGCAUAGUCUGCGUUCACUGUCAGCAUCUGUUGUUGCGAUGUGCAUUCAAAAUGAGACAGUUUCAUAGAGCGGAUUCCAGCCAUUUGCCAGAUUUUGCCGAUACAGUGGAGCUUUGCUUCGAAAACGGCCCAAUUCGCUUUAGACAAUGCUCGCAAGCCAUGAAACUGGCCGUUGACGUGUUCAUUGUAAUCACCCAACUGGGCUUCUGCACGGUGUAUUUCGGGUUCAUCGCUUAUAACCUCAAGCAGCUCUACGAUUACUAUGGAAUCUUCAUGGACAUUCGAGUUCACAUGGCGCUAAUCCUACUCCCGAUCAUGCUGCCUUCGCUGCUGAGGAAUCUGAAAUAUCUCGCCUGGUGUAUGGUGCUGGCGAACAUUUUUAUGAUUCUCGGAAUAUUCAUCACCACGUUCUACGCAACUCAAGAUCUGCCCUCGGUCAAGGAGCGGAAGCUGUUUUCCAGCUGGGAGCAACUUCCGCUGUACUUUGGUACUGCCAUAUUUGCCUUCGAGGGAAUUGCCCUGGUGCUGCCGCUGCACAAUGCCAUGCGAGAUCCGCACGAGUUCCGGCACCCACUGGGAGUUCUCAACGUGGGAAUGGUUAUCGUUACAUUCGUCUUCACCUUCCUGGGAUUUGUGGGGUACCUCAAGUGGGGAGAUGAAGUUCAAAGUAGCAUGACAUUGAACCUGCCUCAGGACGAAAUUUUGGCCCAGAGCGUCAAAGUUAUGGUCUCGCUGGGAAUUCUGCUCGGAUAUGCUUUGCAGUUUUUCGUAGCCAUACAGAUAAUGCUUCCUUGGGUCUCCAGAAAGUUUGACCCACACAGAGCAAAUCCAAUAAGGACAGAGCUGAUGUUUCGAGCAGCUCUGGUUAUGGUUACGUUUGGUGUCGCCGAAUCUAUUCUCAAUGUGGGUGCACUGAUGUCCCUCAUCGGUGCGCUCUGUUCCACCGCUCUGGCUCUCGUGUUUCCUCCGGUGUUGGAGCUGGUUCUUGGACUCGGGCCACCCGAAUCCCGUUGUUUGAAACUUUCUUGCUGGAUAUGGACGAAGAACAUUAUGAUUCUGUUAUUUGCACUAUUUGCUGCCGUAACCGGUACAAUUGAAAGUUUAAGGAUUAUACAAAAUUUAGAAUAAAUAGUGUUCAAGGAA
Messenger RNA from Uranotaenia lowii, 2484 nucleotides. Its product is annotated as proton-coupled amino acid transporter-like protein CG1139. Gene Ontology annotation, biological process: amino acid transmembrane transport. NCBI's taxonomy places the organism in Eukaryota, Metazoa, Arthropoda, Insecta, Diptera, Culicidae. The transcript has 6 exons. Gene Ontology annotation, molecular function: amino acid transmembrane transporter activity. Gene Ontology annotation, cellular component: vacuolar membrane. The record is from RefSeq and is a predicted model, not a curated record. Bases 943 to 2469 code for a protein of 508 amino acids.